This is a messenger RNA of Tripterygium wilfordii, 2949 nucleotides long. RefSeq names its product putative pentatricopeptide repeat-containing protein At5g59900. The record is from RefSeq and is a predicted model, not a curated record. The transcript has a single exon. Gene Ontology annotation, molecular function: protein binding. Bases 156 to 2852 code for a protein of 898 amino acids. NCBI's taxonomy places the organism in Eukaryota, Viridiplantae, Streptophyta, Magnoliopsida, Celastrales, Celastraceae.
GCAAUUCAUUUCAUCCUCUCUCUCCAUGGAACCUUUACGUUUGAGGUAUCCGACUCCGACCCUAUUGCUACGCUGUACACCCCGCUAGGAGUCUAGGACUACGGCUCUAACAUGGCUUAAACCUAACCGGAAAAGCUUCCUAUACUAUUCCGAUUAUGAACCUCACUAGGUCUCGGAGAGCCAUAACCAUCUUCGGCAUAAAACAACGAGGCUUCUGCACCUCCGAAUUCAGCACCACCUCCACCACCAACGAUAAUGUCGAGAAAGACUCAAUAUUCAUUUCUAACCUUGUAAGCAUUGUACGAGGAAAUCGAAGUUGGAAGAUUGUCUUUAACGACCCCUUCAUUUCACGAAACUUAAGGACUCAUCAUGUGGAAGCUGUCUUGUUACAAACCCUUGAUAAUUCGAGGUUAGCUCUGAGGUUCUUCAAUUUCUUGGGGUUGCACCUGAAUUUUAACCAUUCGACAGGGUCGUUCUGCCUCCUGAUUCACGCUCUGGUGCAGGCCAAUCUUAGAUGGCCCGCCUCUUCGAUUUUGCAGACACUGCUGCUUCUUGGGUUGGACACAAAAGAGGUUUUUGAGGCUUUUUUGGAUUCGUUUAGUAAAUGUAAGUUUUCUUCGACUUCUGGUUUCGAUCUCCUGAUUCAAAAUUAUGUGCAAAGUAGGAGAAUUUUCGAUGGCGUUGUGAUAUUUAGGCUAAUGAAGAAUUCUAAUUUGUUGCCUGAAAGAAGGACUUUGAGUGACCUGCUAAAUGAGCUGGUGAGAAUCAGGCAGUUCAAGAUGGUCGUUGAAGUAUUUGAUGAGGCUGUGAAUGCGGGUGUCAAGCCUGAUACCUAUAUGUACACACCAUUGGUUAGGAGCUUAUGUGAGUUGAAGGAUUUUGAUAUGGCAAAGCAAAUGAUUAGCUUAAUGGAGUCAAGUGGGUGUGAUUUGAGUGUUCGGACAUAUAAUGUAUUGAUCGGCUGGCUUUGUAAGAACCAUAGAGUUCAUGAGGCUUUUGAGAUUAGAAAUAAUUUUUCUCACAGAGGUUUACAGGCGGAUGUCGUUACAUAUUGUAAAUUAGUUAUUGGUUUGUGCAAAGUGCAAGAGCUUGAGAUUGGAGUAGAGAUGAUGAAUGAGAUGAUUGAGUUUGGGUUUGUCCCGACCGAGGCAGCUGUUUCAAGCCUUAUAGAGGGCUUGACGAGGAAAGGAAAGAUUCAAGAUGCUUAUGAUGUGGUAAACAAGGUAGGCAGAAUCGGGGCGGCGCCGAGUUUAUAUGCUUACAAUGCAUUGAUCAAUUCUUUGUGCAGAGAUGGCAAACUCAAGGAAGCAGAAUCACUUUUUAAUAAUUUGGAAGUGAAGGGCUUGCGUCCAAAUGAUGUCACUUAUUCUAUUUUGAUUCAUUCAUUCUGUGUAAAGGGGGAAAUUGACAUUGCACUUUGUUUUUUCGGUAAAAUGACUCGAGCUGGAAUAAAAGCUACUGUCUUUCCCUACAAUUCUCUGAUAAAAGGGUACUGCAAGUUGCGAAAUUUAGCUGCAGCUGAGUCUUCAUUUGAUGAGAUGAUUAGUAAAGGUUUGAUGCCGACUGUGGUAACUUACACAUCAUUGAUCGAUGGAUACUGCAAGGAAGGGAAAUUACAGAAGGCAUUUAGGCUCUACCAUGAGAUGAUAGAAAAGGGUGUUGCCCCGAAUGCUCAUACAUUCACUGUUCUUAUAUCUGGUCUUUGUCAAUCAAAUAUGAUGAAUGAGGCAAUUAGGUUAUUCAAUGAGAUGGUACAAUUAAAUGUCAUGCCAAAUGAAGUAACUUAUAAUGUUAUGAUUGAAGGGCAUUGUAGGGAAGGUAACACGGCAAAAGCCUUUGCUUUGCUCGACGAAAUGACAGAAAAGGGUCUGGUACCAGAUACAUAUACCUAUAGGCCUCUGAUAAGCGGUCUUUGUUCAACUGGUAGAGUGUCUGAAGCUAAGGAGUUUGUGGAUGACCUUCACAGAAAACACCAUAAGUUAAAUGAAAUAUGCUAUGGGGCGCUUUUGCAUGGUUUUUGCAGGGAGGGUAGGCUAAAGGAAGCAUUUAGUGCUUGCUUUGAUAUGGUAAAAAGAGGCAUGGAUGUGGAUCUUGUUUGUUAUGCUAUUCUUAUUGACGGGACUCUUAGACAGCAUGAUACAAGAACAUGCUUUAGUCUCUUGAAAGAGAUGCGUAAUCAACGGUUGCAGCCUGAUAAUGUAAUAUACACUAGCAUCAUUGAUGCACACAGCAAAGCAGGAAAAUUUAAGGAAGCGUUUGGGGUUUGGGACAUGAUGUUUAGUGAAGAUUGCAUGCCAAAUGUUGUGACAUACACUGCCUUGAUAAAUGGUUUGUGUAAGGGGGGAUUCAUUGAUAAGGCUCGGAUUCUUUACAAAGAAAUGCUGACUAGCAAUAAUGCACCAAAUCAGGUGACUUUUGGAUGUUUUCUUGACGGCCUUACGAAGGGAGGGAACAUGGAGGAGGCAGUCCAGCUGCAUAAUAUGUUGCGUGAAGAGCUUUUAGCAAACACUGUCACAUAUAAUAUACUUGUCAGAGGCUUUUGCAAAUUGGGCCAAAUUCAGGAAGCUGCCAGCCUCCUAGUUGAGAUGACAAAUAAUGGUAUUUUUCCAGACUGUAUUACUUAUUCGACUAUAGUCCAUGAGCAUUGUAGAAGGGGUCAUUUAGAAGAAGCUAUUAAGUUGUGGGACUCUAUGUUAAAUAAGGGUUUGGAGCCUGAUUCACUGGCAUAUAAUUUCUUGAUUUAUGGUUGCUGCGUGACGGGAGAACUUGAAAGGGCUAUAGAAUUGCGGGAUGACAUGAUGAGAAGGGGUCUGAAGCCAACUCCGAAUAGGCGCAGCAAUCUCAGGCAGUGAAGUAGUUCAUAUUUGUAUGAUGACAUGUAAAGCAGUUCUUGGAUUAUUCUUGUAAUAGAUGUUGACUAGGAAAUCAGAAAUGUUCGUGUUUCCAACA